UUUCCAUGAUCAGCUGAAAAUGUCUAGAAGGUAGUUUUCUUUGGCAGUUGUCUCUAUAAAGAACAUAGGUAAUAUUUAAACCGUGAAAGGAUCUCAUUGGUUACGAUGAAACUUCUCAUCAUUUGUUUCAUCACAGUUACCAUCGCAAUUGAAUCAAAUUAUGGAAAAGAUAUAGGAAAGCUAAAGAAGCUUUUUGAAUGGUGUCCUGAAAAUAUUGAAUUUGUCUUUAAGAAUCAAAAACUGUUGAAAAAUUUGUUGGCUACUGGUAAAUUUAUACCAAAGAAUAAUGUUCCUACGGGAAUAGCCAUUCAUCCAUACAAGAAGGAAAUGAUUAUGGCCAUCCCUAGAUUUAUGCCUGGAGUUUUGAGUACCCUAAACACAGUUAAAAUAGGUCAUGGUAAAUUGAAUGCACCCUUGAGUCCUUAUCCUUGUUGGGAAGCUAAUGACAUAUAUGGAAAAAGCAAAUAUCCGUACAAGAUCAUAUCCGUUAUACGUACAUUUGUGGAUUCAUGCGGCAGACUAUGGGUCAUAGAUAGUGGAUACGAUAAAAAACUGACUAACAGAACCCAAAUUGAAAAACCAAAAUUGCUGAUAUUUGACCUAAAAACAGAUAAACUCUUGCGUAUUCACAAUUUUGAUGCUUCUGUAGCAAAUACAAAAAAUUCAUCUCUGGGAAAGAUAGUAGUGGAUGUAACGCCAAAAACUUGCAACAAAGCUUUUGCGUACAUAACAGAUGUUAUGGUUCCUGGGUUAAUUGUGUACAACUACGCAGAAAAUAUAGCGUACAGAAUAGAAAAUAAUUACCUUCAACUCGAACCUUUGAAAAGCAGUUUUCUUGUCGAGGGUAAAAAAAUAUUUGCAGGAGUAAAUAUAGAUUCGAUUUGUCUCAGCGGAAUGUACUCUGAUCGUCAUCGCAAUUUGUACGCAAGCCCUCAAUUGAGUAACAAACAAUUUAUCACCUCGACCAAGUUCCUACGAGACAAGGACUAUUGCAGUUCUAAAAGCUCAACAUUGUUUCACUACUUGGGCGAACGUUGCUCCAAUUGUACUCCCGGUGCUCAGGUGAUGGACGAGAAGACAGGUGUCAUGUUUUACAGCGACCUCAACAACAAUGCUAUCAGCUGUUGGAACGGUGAUCACAGCAAAUUUGGACCACUCACCCAGGCACAGGUCGCUGUGUCAACGGAACUCCGCUACGUCAGUGAUCUCGUCCUCACUAAAGACCGAGAACUGGCAGCUCUCUCAUGCGACUUGCGAACAUUCUUCUACACAAACAAAGGAGUCACUGUGAGAGUCUUUGUGGGAGUCGUCGAUUCUCUUAUCAAAGGAACUGUCUGCCAAUAUCAUCCCAAAGUUUCUGCGUCAGCUUGUUGCCAAGAGUAGAGUAAAAGAAUUUGCUGUAUUGCUAUAGGUAAACUACUGCAGUCUGCAUGCUGCCACUGUAACCAGUAUUGGACAAUGUUAGACUUUAACACUGAUUAAGUUGACUGUCAUAGUUCAAAGUAUGCCAUUUUAAGGACUGACGAUUGUCAACAACCACUGUCUUUCUGUGUAUUACUCUCAGUGUAUCAUGUACUUUAAAGAAAAAUAGAAUUCAACCAAAGCUCUCUUGUUACCAAUAAAAAAGGCAACAAUAACUUGUAAGACUACUUUUCAGUAUAGUUAGUAUGCAAAUCAGGUAUAAAUGAAAAAAAAAUACUAGCAAUAGUUAUAUAUGUAUAUGUUUAUGGAGUUAUCACCUAAUAUUCCUGCACCAUUAUAAGCUUGUACUGGUCUUCACUUCCCCAGAUGUUCAAGAAGUAAUCUGGUAUUAAUUUGAAAUACCAUUUUUGCUGACAGUAAUCUCAUGAACAUAACAAAAGCAAUGUUUUAAGACUCAUUAUUACGUAUAAUAUAAGAAAUUACCAUGACAA
This is a messenger RNA of Macrosteles quadrilineatus (aster leafhopper), 1913 nucleotides long. Its product is annotated as protein yellow-like. The coding region runs from base 106 to 1383 and encodes 425 amino acids. Gene Ontology annotation, cellular component: extracellular region. The record is from RefSeq and is a predicted model, not a curated record. Lineage: Eukaryota; Metazoa; Arthropoda; Insecta; Hemiptera; Cicadellidae. The transcript has 3 exons.